AUAACUAUAUUUAAGCUUACACAUUGAGAGAAUUUGAUGAAUCAAAAUGCUUAGAUAAACAAUUUUAAAAGUUAAAAUUGGACAAAUACUCUGGAACGGAAGAACUAAUUUUAAAUCUCUUCAAACAAAUUUUAAAAAAUAAAAUUAAUUUGAGAUUUCAAAACAUCUAUAAUUAUCCUUAGAUUUCAUACCAUGAGUAUUUUUUUUAUACCAGAAAAUAUCAGCAGGACUGGAGGAGCAACCAACCAGCUGCGUCUCAGCUAGUCAGCUUAAGAAAUGUUGCCGAUUGGUGGUGGUGUUGGGAAGCUGGUGACGGCGAUUGCGGCAGCGGCCCUGCUACGGAUCUUCUCCGGCCCUGGGCCGGCGCUAUUGCCGGAAAAUGAGGCCGAAGACGAGGGGAAUGGGGAUGCUCCUCACCAGGGGAAAGUGUCUCCGGUAACUAUCAGGUGGACUGACAUUACUUGCGCUCUCUCCGACAAUUCAUCCGUGCGGUUUUUGCUUCGGAGUGUCUGUGGAGAGGCCAGGCCUGGGAGGUUGCUAGCAAUAAUGGGCCCUUCGGGCUCUGGAAAGACAACUUUGCUCAAUGCAUUAGCAGGUCAGAUUAAAGUUUCACCGAAACUGCAUUUGUCUGGCCUUUUGGAGGUUAACGGACAGCCAUUUUCCAACAAACCCUUCAAACUAGCUUACAUUAGACAGGAGGACCUUUUGUUCUCACAGUUAACAGUUAAAGAAACACUCUCUCUUGCAGCUGAACUUCAGUUGCAUGACAUAUCUUCUGUGGAAGAGAGAGACGAAUACGUAAACAAUCUCUUGUUCAAACUAGGAUUGUCUGGCUGUGCUGAUACCCGUGUUGGUGAUGCAAAAGUUCGUGGAAUAAGUGGUGGUGAAAAGAAACGACUGUCCCUUGCAUGUGAGCUAAUUGCCAGCCCAUCUGUCAUUUUUGCAGAUGAGCCGACUACUGGACUUGAUGCUUUUCAAGCAAAGAAAGUUAUGGAGACUCUACAUCAGCUUGCAGAGGAUGGCCAUACGGUGGUAUGCUCCAUACAUCAGCCUAGAGGGUCUGUGUAUGAAAAAUUUGACGACAUUGUGUUGCUGUCAGAAGGUUCACUUGUUUAUGCUGGCCCUGCUGGCGAGGAGCCAUUGAAAUACUUUGCAAAAUUUGGGUAUAUUUGCCCAGAUCAUGUAAAUCCCGCCGAGUUUUUGGCUGAUCUAAUUUCAAUAGACUAUGGAACUGCUGAGAGUGUCUCCGCUUCCCGGAAGAGAAUAGAUGAACUUGUGGAGUCAUUCUCACAAAAAAUAGCAACAAUUACUACUUUGAAUGCAACUCCAGGUUUUAAGGAUGACUUAAAGAAACACGUGAACUCAAAGAAGAAAAGUGUCAUCAAAAGGAAAGGUGGUUGGUGGAGGCAGUUCUUUUUGCUCUUUAAACGUGCAUGGAUGCAGGCAUCUCGUGAUGGUCCAACAAACCAAGUUCGGGCAAGGAUGUCUAUUGCGUCAGCUCUGAUAUUCGGCUCUGUCUUCUGGAAGAUGGGAAGAUCACAAACAUCUAUACAAGAUAGAUUGGGAUUGCUUCAGGUAGCUGCCAUAAACACUGCAAUGGCUGCACUCACAAAAACUGUUGGAGUCUUUCCAAAGGAACGUGCAAUUGUAGAGCGUGAGCGAGCCAAAGGGUCUUAUGCGUUAGGACCAUAUCUUCUUUCUAAGUUGAUAGCCGAGGUUCCAAUUGGAGCAGCAUUCCCCUUACUUUUUGGUAGCAUUAUGUACCCCAUGACACGACUUCAUCCUACUCUGUCUAGAUUCGGUAAAUUUUGUGGUAUUGUGACUAUGGAGUCAUUCGCUGCUUCGGCAAUGGGCCUGACUGUGGGUGCUAUGGUUCCAACUACUGAAGCUGCUAUGGCAUUAGGGCCUUCUCUUAUGACUGUUUUUAUUGUGUUUGGAGGCUAUUAUGUGAAUUCGGAAAACACACCAUUUAUCUUUCGCUGGAUUCCCCGUGUUUCCCUGAUAAGAUGGGCAUUCCAAGGGCUUUGCAUCAAUGAAUUUAGUGGUCUCCAGUUUGAGCAUCAAAAUUCAUUUGACAUUCAAUGUGGUGAACAACAACUAGAGAGGCUAUCCUUUAGGGGCAGUCGAAUCAGAGAUACCGUAAUGGCUCAAGGUAGAAUCCUUCUAUUCUGGUACUACACCACCUACCUGCUCCUGGCAAAAAACAAGCCGAAAUACCAGCGGCUUGAGCCACCACCCUCAGAUCAAAGCCAAUCCCAGCCUAAAAUUCUGCUUCUCAAGAGUGGUCCAGUGGAACAAAAACAACUCGAAGCUCCUUCCCUAGACAAAGGUGAUAAUCAGGAUGGAAAUGUGGAGUAAAAACAUGUCUCAUUGUGAGGUAAUGAGCUCUAUAUCCUAAUAUAACAGGGCAAAAAAAAAAAAAAUUCCCAAUCAGAGCUAGGAACCUCAUGCAGAUUUGAGACAUGAGUUGAAGAUGUGUUCUUUUCUUCAUUAGAUGUUCUUGAUGUUAGGCCAUAUAAUUUACUAGUUAGCUACUGUGAACAAGAUGACCACCACUUUGUAACAAGUAUGAAUGCUUUUUAGGCUGUUGUCUAAACCCGUUUUUCGUUUCGUUG
Molecule: messenger RNA, 2615 nt
Organism: Cuscuta campestris
Lineage: Eukaryota; Viridiplantae; Streptophyta; Magnoliopsida; Solanales; Convolvulaceae
Source: the annotation of a GenBank genome assembly